Molecule: messenger RNA, 1620 nt
Organism: Symbiodinium sp. CCMP2592
Lineage: Eukaryota; Dinophyceae; Suessiales; Symbiodiniaceae
Source: the annotation of a GenBank genome assembly
AUGGGGCAGCUAGCUGACCAGCUCCUGGCCCUCCUGGACGAGUCCGAGACCAUUCACCUCGCGAAGCUGCUGCUGAUGCAGGGUUUCCUCAAGGAAGAGGACGUGCCUGGUCUCAUCGCCAAUGAGCAAAGCUCUGGCCUGCAGCAUCGCCCGGUCCACAAGGCUGAUCGAUCAUCGAAGGGAGCGCGGAUGAUGCCGGCAGUGCCACAGAUGGCACCUGCUCCUGCGAUGUCCGAGCCGCUGCUGUCUCUGCCUGAUGCUUCGGGGCAUGCGGCAGCACGACAGGCAGGGGCAGGACAAGACGAAGCGGCGCAGGUGCCGGAAACCUCCCAGCCAGUGCACCUGUCCACGUUUGUCGGCUUGGUCCCGAAGCUCCAAGAGGCCUGUACUUCGCCGAUGGAUCCCAUGACGAAGCUGCAGCAGCUUCCUACCAUUGCAGAGCACCUGAUGAGCCUGCCAGGAUUGGAUCCCAGCCAGUGGCUUCCAACCUUUCUCCAGAUGAUGCAAGAGCUGCUGGCUGCAGGCCCACAGAUACCAGCCAGAGGAGCCGCAAACCCAGGCGAUCCACCUGCAGCGCACGGGGUGCUCAGAACCCAACACCAGGAGUGGGCAAGCAUUUCGGCUGCUAGUGACCUGCCUGCGUCAGAGAGCAUCGACGAGGAGGAUGGCGCCGCCGUGGAGCAGUGGACCUACAUCGGCAGCUCCAGUACAGACGAACGUGGUGAGGCCUUGCCUUCGACAUCCAAGGCUGUGACAUCUUUCAUCAUCCAGAACCUCCCGCUCGACUUCAACCAGCAACAGGUCAUGGAUUUCAUCGACGGUUUCGGGUACCGGGAUCUCUAUGAUGUGCUUCUGUGGUUCCCAGCCAAGAAAUCCAGCCGACGUCAAACAUCCAGCGCCUUUAUCAACUUUCGUAGUCCCGAGCUUGCGGUAGUCUUCCGCACGCAGUUCCACAACUCCAAGAUAACAGAUGGCGACACGAAGCUGAACAUUUGUCCGGCCAUCGUGCAGGGCUUCACAGAAAACUUCGUCAAGUUUUGGCACCUGACCCAGAAGGACCCCCACAGUGGGAGCAUCUGCUGCCCCUACUUUGCAUCCGACCAGAUAGAGAAGGUAGCCGAAGACGUUUGGAGCCGAGCACGGGCGAUGCUCGACACUUCCGGUCAAACGCGAGGAGUCGCUACGGAGUGGUCCGCGACCACCCUCGUCAUCCGAAAUCUUCCUGACGUCUUGGCCAGUCAAGAGGAGGUGGUCUGUUGGCUCGAUGAGGUCGGACAUGGACGAGGUUACGACUUCCUCCUCUACGUGCCAAAGAAGACGAACCCGGUCGUUUCCCAGGUUGCCAGUGGUGCUUACGUGUUUGUCAACUACCGGAGUCCGCACCUGGCACAGGAUUGCUUCCAUGCUCUUCAGCACAAGGCAGUCGACAACGGCACGACCAAGGUGGUCCUGAACGUGGUGAUUUCGAAGCUCCAGGGCAAGCAGGCGCUGAGCGAGCGCUUCAAAGACCUGGCCAAGAGCGGCAGGCUGGUGCCUCUCGUGGAUGAUCGGACAAGUGAGCAGCUCGACAUCCAGAAGACACAGGGAUCACAGCGGCCCACGUCCUGGAUGUACCAGUAG